Penicillium antarcticum is the source of this 1587-nucleotide messenger RNA. RefSeq lists its product as uncharacterized. Bases 1 to 1587 code for a protein of 528 amino acids. NCBI's taxonomy places the organism in Eukaryota, Fungi, Ascomycota, Eurotiomycetes, Eurotiales, Aspergillaceae. The transcript has 2 exons. The record is from RefSeq and is a predicted model, not a curated record.
AUGGCGGGCGUCGCAACCGCGGCAUAUUCUGCAGAUGCGCUACCAUCGCCUAGCGGCGUGGACGGUUCGCAAUGGGAUUUCGCUGUGCCACUGGGAAACGAGGAGAACCAACCCCCCUCGAGACCACGCCACUCGAACGACUCAAAUUUGAUCCGCGCGAAAUCUAACCGGAAGCGUCAUUCCAACGGUUCACGCAGUUCCUCCGUCUCUCGAAACGUCCACUCACACGAAUCGCCCUAUCUGGGUUCCGGCAGGGGACGGAGGGACCACAGCGUCGGCCGACGUGGGAGCGAAGUUGGCAGCAUGCGAGAUGCCCCUGGCUAUGAUACGUCCAGUCGGAAGGACAACGAGGAGGCCAAGAAUGGGCUAAAAUUAUAUUUGGAAGGGGAAACGAGCCAGGAGAAGUGGAUCCAUCGUGACAAGCUGGCCAAGAUUGAGAGCGAGGAGCUUCACCAGGCAGCCAUUCUUUUCCAGCGUCGUAUGAGAGGAGAAAGCAAAUCGAGUGCGGGACGUGGUAGAAGCCAUGAUUCUCAGCAGAGUGCUCCUAAUGGGACUGGUACGGCGACUUCGCCUGCCGCGGAAUUCUCUGAGCCCUGGCCGGAAAUGCGGGGAGAACCCGGCAAGCGUGGCGUGAACGAAUAUGUAGAUGAUGAGCGGAAGCACUGGGAUCUUCGUCGACCCGAGGAGAUUGCCGCCGACGACGCUGCAACUAGCAUCUACAGUAACCCUAGCCUGGGAAAGAGCGCAUCCCGAAUACCCGUUUCGACAGCUAGUCCUGUGCCUAUCCCAGGUAUGGGCCGUGAUUCUCGUGGACCUCGCAGCCGUGCAGCCACAGACGAAGAUGACGAUCGCUCGUCACGCGGCCGGAGAGCUAGUGAGCCCAUUAACCUUGAGUUAGAUGGUUCAACUCCAUCUCCAGGAAGCCGACCGGGCAGCCGCGGCUUCGGUACCACCCCGAACACACCAGGCAAGAAGAACCCAAGAGCUGCUUCAGGAUCUACCAACCGAAAGACUUCUGCCCCGCCCACGAACAGGAAGACUAGCACCGCCCGGUCUCGUGCUGUGUCGGGCAACACUACACAGCGACCUACCACCCGGGGGAAUGAAAGUCGGCCAACAACUGCCGCCAACCGCCCCGAAGGAGAUCCGCCAUGGCUGGCAACUAUGUAUAAGCCUGAUCCUCGUCUUCCACCAGAGCAGCAGAUGCUCCCUACCCUCGCCAAAAAGAUGCAGCAGGAGCAAUGGGAAAAGGAAGGCCGGACACCCAAUACAUACGACCGCAACUUUGCGCCCCUCGCAGUUCAUCCAUUCGAUGCACCUCCUGUUCCUUCAAAGACCGAAGCAGAACCGGAACCGGAACAGCAAUCCACCGAAAACCUCCAGCUCGAGGAAAUCCCUCGACCGUCCAAGAGUUCCGAACCUCCGCGACCAAACACGGGCAUGGGAUACAGCACCAUGCCAAAGGUGCAAGAUACACCUCCAAUGGGACUGACACCCAACCCCAACCCCAACUGGAACCCACCGGUUGUCACCGCACGCGAGCAACCGAAGAAAGAGAAGAGCUGUGGAUGCUGCAUUGUGAUGUGA